AUGCAGCUUGUUACUGCCGCCGCUAUCUUGUCAGCCCUGCUGGUUCAGUCCAGUACCGCGGCUGACGAUACCGCCUUUAUUACGGCCUCACCCCACGCCGGCUCGGCCACCUCGGACCUCUUUCCACCACCAAGCACCUCGGUUGACUCUGCACUCUUCCCACCAGAGGCUGAAGUCGGUUUCCCAGGACCGACGCCAACAGGCGCCGAACCCGCCGCAAUUCAAACUGCGGCGGCGUAUCCGUAUAAUCGGGGACCGACGAACCAGUUCCCAUUAGUCGCACCGCAACCUCACGGCCAAAGCGAGACAUCAGACAAGUUCGAUAUCACUAAGUAUUGGGGCAACUUGUCACCUUGGUAUUCCCUAUCUUCUGCCGAUUUCGGCUUACCAGAUACAAGCCCCCUCGCACCACCGGGCUGCAGUGUCACACAGGUGCAUCUCUUGUAUCGUCAUGGUGCUAGAUAUCCCACUACCGGCGCCGCACCGGCCCAGUUCGCGAGCAAGAUCGCGGAUGCUACUAAGACAGGACUGCAGGUUAAGGGUGACCUAACAUUCUUAUCCGACUGGACCUAUAAACUGGGCGGUGAACUACUUUCCCCGUUCGGUAGGAGCCAGGAGUUUCUCCUCGGUAUUCAACACCGUCAACUCUAUGGCCACCUGCUUAAUAACUUUACCGAAGCUGGUACUAUUCCCGUCUUCCGGACCGAGUCUCAGGACCGUAUGGUUAAGACUACCGAGAACUUCGCGGCCGGAUUUUUCGGCGUACCUGAGUACUUAGAUCAAGUGAACAUCGAGAUUCUUGUAGAGGCACCUGGCGUGAAUAACUCGGGUGCUCCCUAUUAUGUCUGCAACAAUUCUAAUGUCCCCAGUCGAGGGUAUAUUGGGAGCUCGAUGGCCUCGAACUUUGCGAAAAAUGCUUUCAACGCUACUCUUGCUCGUCUAAACUCACAGGUCUCUGGUAUCGAGUUCAAUUCCACCGACAUCAUUGCGAUGCUUCAACUUUGCUCCUACGAAACGAAUGCCCUUGGGUACUCUGCGUUUUGUGGACUAUUUAGCCAGGAGGAUUUCUUGAACUUUGAAUACUACUUUGAUCUUUCGUUCUACUACGAAAACGGUCCCGGAUCACCUGUUGCGGCUGCCCAAGGUAAAGGUUACCUACAGGAAUUUGUCGCGCGCUUCACAGGUGAAUACCCAGAGGCUUGGUCAGCUCUGAACCAGACGUUCGACAACUCAUCUACAUACUUCCCCCUCAAUCAGUCCAUCUACGCCGAUGCCACCCACGAAGUUGUCGUCCUCGACACCCUCACCGCCUUCAACCUGUCGGCAUUGUUCAAAGGACCUCCCCUAAAUCCCAAUGAGAACCAAAGAGAGAACAGCUUCUCGUCCAGCAAGCUCGUUCCAUUCGCCACCCACUUCACCACCCAGGUUCUCGAAUGCUCGACCUACCAACCUACGAAGCAGAUCAGGUUUAUUGUAAACGACGGCGUCAUCCCAAUCGCGGAGUCCUACUCGGGCUGCCCCGCCGACCCGCACGGGCUCUGCGCAUUCGACAAUGUGGUGUCGGUGCUCAAGGACCGCAUCGACGAGAUCGACUUCGACUACGACUGCUUCGGCGACUACACCGCCGAGCCGGGUGUCGACUACAACGGUAGGGCGCCCAAGAACAGCUAG
Daldinia childiae is the source of this 1671-nucleotide messenger RNA. RefSeq names its product 3-phytase A. Lineage: Eukaryota; Fungi; Ascomycota; Sordariomycetes; Xylariales; Hypoxylaceae. The transcript is spliced from 5 exons. The record is from RefSeq and is a predicted model, not a curated record. Bases 1 to 1671 code for a protein of 556 amino acids. Gene Ontology annotation, molecular function: acid phosphatase activity.